Plasmodium cynomolgi strain B is the source of this 1182-nucleotide messenger RNA. RefSeq names its product aspartate-tRNA ligase. Gene Ontology annotation, molecular function: ATP binding; RNA binding; aspartate-tRNA ligase activity. The record is from RefSeq and is a predicted model, not a curated record. Lineage: Eukaryota; Apicomplexa; Aconoidasida; Haemosporida; Plasmodiidae. Gene Ontology annotation, biological process: aspartyl-tRNA aminoacylation. Gene Ontology annotation, cellular component: cytoplasm; cytosol; aminoacyl-tRNA synthetase multienzyme complex. The annotation marks the transcript as partial. The transcript has a single exon.
AUGCAGUGUAUAUUAGACAUAAAAAAUAAUGACAAUGACAAGAACAUGAUGAAAUGGGUAAGUAACCUUCCACAGGAGUCCAUCGUGGAUAUAAAUGGGAAAUUAAUAAAACCGGAAAUACCAAUCGAUAGUACCAAUAUAAAGUAUGAAGUACACAUAAAGAAAAUAUUUUGCAUAAGCAAAACGACAAAGGAGUUGCCCUUUUUGUUAAAGGAUGCAAAUAUGAAAGAAACACAUGAGGAAGGUAGUAUUAAGGUCAAUCAGGACAAUCGAUUAAACAACAGAUGUAUAGACUUGAGGACCUAUGCCAAUUACAGCAUUUUCUGUCUACAGUCACAAAUCUGCACCCUUUUUAAGAAUUUUUUACUACAAAAUAAUUUCAUCGAAAUACAUACCCCCAAAUUGUUAGGAGAAAGCAGUGAAGGAGGAGCUAAUGCUUUUCAGAUUAACUACUUCAACCAAAAGGGAUUCCUAGCACAGUCUCCCCAACUGUACAAGCAAAUGUGUAUUAACUCCGGAUUUGACAGAGUAUUCGAGGUAGCCCCAGUUUUUCGAGCAGAAAAUAGUAACACAUAUAGACACCUCUGUGAGUAUGUAUCCUUAGACAUAGAAAUGACAUACAAGUAUGACUUUAUGGAAAAUGUCCAUUUCUACGACUCACUUUUUAAACACAUUUUCACAGAGUUAACAAAAGGGGAGAACAGUAAAAUGCUUAUUAAAACUGUAAAGGGGCAAUACCCAUGUGAUGAUUUUCAAUGGCUAGAUGUAACCCCAAUUUUUACAUACGAAGAAGCCAUAAAAAUGCUAAUACAACAUGAUAAGCUGCAAUUAAAAGAGGAGGAGAUUCUAUCCUAUGAUAUGUCAACUGAUAUGGAAAAGGAAUUAGGAAAAAUUGUGAAGGCUUCUCAUCAUACGGAUUAUUAUAUUAUCAUAAAUUUCCCUUCAGAGUUGAGACCUUUUUAUACUAUGUAUAAGGAAGAGGAUCCAGGUAUUUCCAAUUCGUAUGAUUUUUUUAUGAGGGGAGAGGAGAUUUUAUCUGGUUCUCAACGGAUUAGUGAUGUGAAUUUGUUGGUGGAGAAUAUAAAGCGGUUUAAUUUGGAUGCGAGCAAACUUAAUUUUUAUAUCGAUUCGUUUGCUUACUCGUCGUAUCCCCACUCCGGCUGCGGCAUUGGCCUUGAGCGC